AUGUCCACCUCUUCGCCACCAAGGACGCCCGUCUCGUCAACGGCAUCCUCCUUCCUCUCCUUUUCGCCCGAAGCACCCGCAACUCCUCGUGAGGGGGUUGGACUAUCGCCAAGCGUCUACAGCUUCGACGAUGCCACGCCGAGGGCAUCGCGUACGCGCAUCCUCUCGAAUCUGUACGCCGACGUGCCGCCAGUCCCCCAUCUGAAGCUUCCCAGCAGCGCCCGAAGGUUCGGCAGCCGCAACCCCACGCCCGCAACUUCGUCCGACGAAGACCUCGUCGUUUUCGAGGGCUGCUUCGUCAAUCCCGCCGACCCAUUCACGCCUGCCCCUCGAUCCUCGUCUCUCGCGGCGGCAUGGGACGCGUGCAGCGUCGUCGACAGCCUUCAAGCCAUGGGCAUCGACGGAGACAACGAUGUCAGCUCAGCGUGGGAGGACGAGCUGUACUCGAGCCUGUCAAAAUCGAGCCCGCUCUCACCUUCGUUCCCCGUCGCCGCCCUUCAGUCGCCGUUCCUCGCCACUGGUCGUCUGCCUUCGCCGCGCAGUGCGCAACCGCCCAAGUCACCUCGCAAGACUCGCAGUCCGCACCAUCCCACUUCGCCCCGCCAUCAUCCCUUCAAGCGUUCGACCACCGAGACGACGAUUCGCGCGUCGCCUCGCAAGUCACCCCAGCGCUCUCCCCGUCGCACGCCUCAUUCGUCUGGCAGUCCCAGCAAGACGCGGCGCACUUCGCCCACUGACCUUCUCAGUCCGGCUUUCGCUCCCUCCUCCUCCUCCUCACCCGACUGUCCUGCGUUCAACAUCGACCCGACCUCACCCGUCUCCGUCCCGUCCCUUCGCUCGAAGCGCUCACUCGCCUUCCUGUCCCUCGGCUCGUCUGGCAAGUCUCGCCGCGAGAAAGCGCCACCUCUUCCUCGCACUUCUUCCGCCGCCCCGUUCCCGCGUUCGCCGCGCAAGUCGCCCAAGAAGAAGCCCGCCACGCCUCGUCGACGUCGCGAGCGGCACGGCGACAGGGCGAGUCCGCCUCGUUCGGCGAGGACGGCGGACGGUAUCGACCUCGACGAGCUGGACCGCUUCUUUGGCAUCACGCCCAAGCUUGCGAAGGCGAUGCGCGGAGGGUACGAGGAUAUUGUUAUGCAGGAGGGCUUGGCGAAGGCGGGAAGGAAUGGGAUGGAGGAAGUGGAGGACUUUCGCGGCUUGCUUGACGCCACGGACUUGAGCGACGACUGCACUGGCGCUACCGGCACGGGUCAGUCGGCCCGAAGCUCCCCUCGACGCCGUCCCCCUCGUCUCGACCUCUCCAACUCCUCGCCUCAUUCUCGCGCCUCGUCCUGGGCCUCUUCGCACCUCUCAGCCGACGACGAAGCCGCCUCGCCGCUCUUCGACGACGACGACGCCUCCGCUCUCGACGCCUACAUCCACCUCGCCUCGCCUGUCGUUCUCGCUCCGUUCAGCGCAGGUCGCACGGCUGCGCUCGCUCAGGCGAGGCUUUUGGCGAUGGAGGAUGUCUUCGGUGGAGGGGUGAAGGCGGAGGCGCACGAGCGCAAGGUGCUGAGGACGAAGAAGAGCGUUGGAAACAGGCUGCGCGACUUUCUCGGUGCUAGGGGAUGA
Rhodotorula toruloides NP11 is the source of this 1608-nucleotide messenger RNA. RefSeq lists its product as uncharacterized. The transcript is spliced from 2 exons. The record is from RefSeq and is a predicted model, not a curated record. Lineage: Eukaryota; Fungi; Basidiomycota; Microbotryomycetes; Sporidiobolales; Sporidiobolaceae. The coding region runs from base 1 to 1608 and encodes 535 amino acids.